CCUCGCGUUCCCUAGCGGAACCUUCCAACGCGGCGCCAGCUGGUCCAGCCCGGAGCGCCUGCAAAGCUAGGAGCUAUUUCCGGCGCAGGUUUCUGCGUUUCUGCGCAGGAGCCGCGAGCGUCCAUGGCGGGCUUGGAGGUCCUCUUCGCGUCGGCCGCGCCUGCCAUCAGCUGCCCACAGGACGCGCUCGUCUGCUUCCUGCACUGGGAAGUGGUGACAAACGGCUACUAUGGCUUGGGCACAGGCGACCAGGUCCCAGUGAUAAGAAGUCAGAACUCCUGCCAGCUAAGUGGAGCAGCAAUAAAGAACUGUAUGUCCUCCGGUAUGAGUCUAAGGAUGGGACCAAAAAACUCCUUCUGAAAGCUGUGUCUGUGGAGAGCGCCAUGAUCAUCAACGUGCUGGAACAUGGUACACAGCAGGUGGCAGACUUGACUCUGAACUUAGAUGAUUAUAUUGAUGCAGAAGACCUGAGUGAUUUCCACAGGACCUACAAGAACAGUGAGGAGCUUCGGUCUCUGAUCAGAUCUGGAAUUAUCACACCUAUCCAUGAGCAGUGGGAGAAGGCUCGAGUAAACAGUCCCCAUCGGGAGUUCCCACCUGCCACUGCCAGAGAGGUGGACCCACUCCGGAUUCCCUCACACCAUCCUCACCAUAGCCGGCAGCCUCCUUGGCGUGAUCCCCUGAGCCCAUUUGCUGUCGGGGGAGAAGACCUAGACCCCUUUGGGUGUCAAAGAGGUGGCAUGAUUGUGGAUCCCCUGAGAUCUGGCUUCCCAAGAGCACUUAUUGACCCAUCCUCGGGCCUCCCGAACCGGCUUCCCCCUGGUGCUGUGCCCCCAGGAGCUCGCUUUGACCCCUUUGGACCCAUUGGGACCAGCCCAUCUGGACCUAAUCCAGACCAUCUCCCCCCACCGGGCUACGAUGACAUGUACCUGUGAAGGCCUCAAGAAUGUAACACCUCAGCCUCCCCUGCACUCUCCCGGAGCUGCCAUCACUGGCCCCAUCAGUGCUCGUGUUCUCGUGGGCUCAGGGCAGAGGAUUCUGCCCAUGUGUUUGCAGGCCCGCUGGGGUUGCAUCCCCAGUCCUUGUCAGAACCGAGGUGCCUGCCGCAGCACUCCACCCAGCUGCAUAUAGGUCCCAAGGAGAAAUCAGUGUGUGUCUAUCAUCACCAGCUCCUCCCCACUUCCAAGGGAGACUCCGGCAACAUAAACCCUCCACCCGCUGCAGUCCCGGUCACAGCGCUAUAAGAACAGAACGCAUUUUGGAUGUUAUUAUUAAGAACCAAAUGUCAAUACAGAAUUCAUGUUGCCGGUC
Molecule: messenger RNA, 1311 nt
Organism: Mesocricetus auratus (golden hamster)
Lineage: Eukaryota; Metazoa; Chordata; Mammalia; Rodentia; Cricetidae
Gene: Psmf1
Product: proteasome inhibitor subunit 1
Exons: 8
Coding region: 384-935 (183 amino acids)
Biological process (GO): proteasome-mediated ubiquitin-dependent protein catabolic process
Molecular function (GO): endopeptidase inhibitor activity; proteasome binding
Source: RefSeq, a predicted model, not a curated record